CCACGUUUAGUGACGUGUCAGAAAAGUGCCGGAAGCUUUGAGCGCAUCCAAAAUGGCUUAUCAAACAUUACAACAGGAAUAUUUACAGAUUCCUGUAGUGACCAGAGCGUACACCACCGCGUGUGUCCUUACAACCGCUGCCGUGCAACUAGAAAUUAUCACUCCAUUUCAGCUAUACUUCAAUCCAGAUUUAAUAAUAAAGAAUUACCAGGUAAGAUUCAGCCCGUUCUUGUUGCCAUGGCAGAUAUGCGUUGCUGUUAUUUUUAUAUUUUAUAUUGAAUAUAUAUUGAAUAUAUAUACAUUGUUGGUGCCCAAUGCUAUGCUAAUGUUUCUUGUGUUUCUACAGGUAUGGCGACUCAUAACAAACUUCCUGUUUUUUGGGCCUGUUGGCUUCAAUUUUCUCUUCAAUAUGAUAUUUUUGUAUAGAUACUGUCGCAUGCUUGAAGAGGGAUCUUUCCGGGGACGUACAGCUGACUUUGUCUUCAUGUUCCUCUUUGGUGGACUUCUCAUGACUAUUUUUGGCACUUUUGUGAGUCUAGUGUUCCUGGGGCAAGCCUUUACCAUCAUGCUGGUUUACAUAUGGAGUCGGCGAAACCCAAAUGUCCGCAUGAAUUUCUUCGGUCUUCUGAAUUUUCAGGCACCAUUUCUACCUUGGGUGCUAAUGGGAUUCUCGUUGCUGCUAGGCAACUCCAUCAUUGUGGAUCUUUUAGGUAUUGCUGUUGGUCAUGUGUACUACUUCCUGGAGGAUGUAUUUCCGAAUCAGCCAGGUGGUGGGAGAUGGCUCAAGACUCCGUCCAUCAUAAAGAUGUUGUUUGACACACCAGAAGAAGAUCCUAACUACAAUCCACUGCCCGAAGAGCGACCAGGAGGGUUUGCCUGGGGGGAAGGACAGCGCCUGGAUGGUUGAACGUGCCCCACCUUAUAUACGAAUGAUGGGUUACAUAUGUGGACGCACGCUUUAUGAUGCAGAGGGAAUGAACAAGGUUCCUUUUUUUAUUUCAUCUUGGUCAGAAAUGCCUAAUCAGCCAGGACAUUUUCUGGAGAUCCGCAUAUCCUGAGCUUAUGCUUUUGGGUGAAGUCAUCCCCAAACUCCUCAAGAUGUCUCUUGGAGGGUCUUGAGUUAUUCAGCAGGACUUCAAGUGGGAUGGUACUCUGGAUAUGGACUCUUAAGGCAUGCUGCUACUUCUAUUGCGACACACUGGUCCAAAAUUGAACAAUGACUGCAGAAAAGCAUUGGGAUCUGGAGUGCAGUUUUUUGUUUGUUUUUUUCAUUCAUUCUUUUUAAACAAUAAAAAAAGAUGUCUAAUAUGAUCUUUUUUAAUUUACAUAAAUAUUGUGAUGUGUGGUUGCAUUAUCUGUUUUAACCUGUUCAGUUUAUGUUCUCCUUUAAUACACAAGCAGCCUUAAAUUGGACAUCUUUCCAUUUAGUUUCAUUCGUGUGUUGUAUUUUUAUAAUCUGAUAAUAUGCUUUUCUUUCAAAUAAAUAUGAAAGCAGUGGUGGACAUUGAAUAUAAAUGAAUUAAUGUAAAUUUCUGUCAUACCGACU
Messenger RNA from Synchiropus splendidus (mandarinfish), 1546 nucleotides. RefSeq names its product derlin 2 (gene derl2). NCBI's taxonomy places the organism in Eukaryota, Metazoa, Chordata, Actinopteri, Syngnathiformes, Callionymidae. Gene Ontology annotation, molecular function: ubiquitin-specific protease binding; misfolded protein binding. Gene Ontology annotation, cellular component: endoplasmic reticulum membrane; Hrd1p ubiquitin ligase ERAD-L complex. Gene Ontology annotation, biological process: endoplasmic reticulum unfolded protein response. The transcript has 6 exons. The coding region runs from base 53 to 907 and encodes 284 amino acids. The record is from RefSeq and is a predicted model, not a curated record.